This is a messenger RNA of Fusarium graminearum PH-1, 378 nucleotides long. RefSeq lists its product as uncharacterized. The record is from RefSeq and is a predicted model, not a curated record. The coding region runs from base 1 to 378 and encodes 125 amino acids. NCBI's taxonomy places the organism in Eukaryota, Fungi, Ascomycota, Sordariomycetes, Hypocreales, Nectriaceae. The transcript is spliced from 2 exons.
AUGUGUGGUCCAUCCAGGGUUUAUGGACAUCCCCAUUCGUGCUCCGACGUGAGUGAUGCCUUGGCCUCGGCUUCUUCUGCUCAGGCACAGACUACUGUUCUGAGAAGUAUAGCAGGUCCUCCUGGUUUCCAUACUUCGCGCGUCGUUUGGCCCGUCAGUAGGACUCUUCGCGACAGUCUGGGGUUAUAUGAUGGUGUCGUAUAUACUGGAUGCAAUGGGAUAGGCUGCUUGGACCUCAUGGAUGAGGUGGCCACGAUCAACCGUGUUUGUUGUGAAGGCUUCAAGUCCGUUGGAUGCAAGGCCGGUUCUGGUCGAGAUCCCGGGCUGCCAGAGAUAUAUACUUUAUUGAAAGAACAACUUCUUCGAAGACGUAAUUGA